Sinocyclocheilus anshuiensis is the source of this 3327-nucleotide messenger RNA. RefSeq names its product matrix metalloproteinase-15-like. Gene Ontology annotation, biological process: extracellular matrix organization; collagen catabolic process; proteolysis. Lineage: Eukaryota; Metazoa; Chordata; Actinopteri; Cypriniformes; Cyprinidae. Gene Ontology annotation, cellular component: extracellular matrix. The coding region runs from base 530 to 2050 and encodes 506 amino acids. Gene Ontology annotation, molecular function: metalloendopeptidase activity; zinc ion binding. The transcript has 7 exons. The record is from RefSeq and is a predicted model, not a curated record.
GAAUGGUGUGCAUAAUAUCACAACGGUAAACAGAGAAAGUGGGCGGGGAAUGGGGUGCGGCUGCGUGCUGCAGAUCGGCAUGAGAUCCUCAUCAUGAGCUUUCAUGCUUGCUCAUAUUUGGUGUCCUGCAUCAGAUUGAGAAUAGUUUCGAGGACGCGCCGCCUGGUUCUCGACAUUUCCAGAUGGGGUUAUCCAGGCGGUGCUUAUAUCAACACAAACAAUGCAAUGCAGAUAUCUACAAGUACAGUAGUCUUUUUGUUCAAUAUUUAAUGGGUUGAUAGCUGCUGGUCAUGCUAAUGUUAUAGUUUACAAGCGUGCGCGCACCAAUGGAGACCUAUGCGAACUGUUUGCACGGAUAGCAAUACAAGCAAAAAACGUUCACUAAGCUGGUGGGUUUGUGGUCCGAGAAGAACAAUGACCUUAUUUUGGUGAUAAAAGACUGCAGAUUCUCCCGGGUUGCUAUCUAAUCACGCGGUUCUUGAGGAGAAGGUAGUGUGUUCAUUUCUCAUUGCUGUCCCGGAGUGGAGAGAUGUCAGUCCGCAGGAGCAGAUCGCAUCGGUCGCUGAGACCCGUUACUAUGAUUUUCAUCCUGCUGUUUGUCAACAUUGCUGAAACAACUGCAGGACAUGAUGCUUUCAACGCAGAGUCAUGGCUGAGGACGUAUGGCUACCUGUCCCAGGCUAGCAGACAGAUGUCCACCAUGCAAUCAGCCCAGAUCCUUUCUAAUGCCGUUAAGGACAUGCAGCGCUUCUAUGGCCUGGAGGUGACCGGACACAUGGACUUGGCCACUCUUAAUGCCAUGAAAAGACCUCGCUGUGGAGUGCCAGAUCAUUUUGAGGAGUCAACAGAGAGAGGUACUCGGCGUAAGCGGUAUGCACUUACUGGCCACAAAUGGGAUCAGGACAAGCUGACUUACAGUAUUCAGAACCACUCACCCAAAGUGGGCCAGGAGCAGACCUACGAGGCUAUUCACAAAGCCUUCCAGGUUUGGGAGAAAGUAACGCCUCUGCGGUUCGAGGAGGUCCCGUAUCACGAGAUAAAGAAUGGCAGUGAGGGGCCUGACAUAAUACUACUGUUUGCCUCUGGGUAUCAUGGCGAUAUGUCUCUCUUUGACGGGGAAGGAGGCUCUCUGGCACACGCUUUUUUCCCUGGUCCCGGAAUGGGAGGAGACACACAUUUCGACAUAGACGAGCCAUGGACCUUGAACCAACAGGAGGGCUCAGGUGUGAACAAUUUUCUGCAGUCUUUUUCCUACUUCAAAUAUCAUCUCUCAGCCAUGCAACCCCUCCCGUUCAAGUCUUUCCAUCUAAUGUGGCUUUUUGUCCAUUCCCUCUUUGUAUUUUGUAUCACUCCCGCAGGAAGUAAAUACUGGCUUUUCAGAGAAGCAGACGUGGAGGCCGGAUACCCUCAGGACUUGUUUCGUUAUGGUCAAGGCAUGCCUGACAGAGUGGACACAGCAGUGUGGUGGGAACCAUCUGGCUAUACGUACUUCUUCAGAGGAGACAGAUAUUGGCAGUUUAGUGAAGAAUCCCGUGCCGUGGAUAAAGAUUACCCUAAACCAGUGAGCAUGUGGGGAUCCAUUCCUGGCUCCCCGAAAGGGGCCUUCCUCAGCGAUGAUGGAGCGUACACUUACUUCUACAAAGACACCAAAUACUGGAGGUUCGAUAACAAGCGAAUGAAGGUUGACGCUGGAUACCCGAGAUCCAUUUUAAACGAUUUCAUGGGCUGUCGGGUGCACUUUGACGCAGAAACGGAUGUAAAACCCGACCAUCGAUCACCAGAGACGAACGACAAGAAUCAAGAUCCUGACAACGAAGAAAAUACAGAAGACGGAAUUGAUGACGAAGAAGACGAGAAAAAGGAAGUAGAUGUAAUUUUAAGAGGGAACGAGACUGAUGAACACAUCAUGACCCUCAUUUUGGUGACUGUGCCUCUGGUUCUGGUGCUGUGUAUUCUGGGAGUCAUAUACAUCAUCAUCACCACACUCCAGAGGAAAGAGAUGCCCAAAGUGUUAGUUCACUGCAAAAGAUCCCUGCAGCAGUGGGUCUGAAAACACACUUUCGCUACCCAAUAGCCAAACCUUUCCGCACAUAUCGUUUUCUGAGAGACGCACACCUUGCCGUUUAUGGUGCUCAUCCCAUCGAAAACCCCCUUCCCAAUGUAGAAUUUGCACUUUUGAUUGUUUUGUGGUCAUUUUUUACGUUUACGUGUUGCAAGUGAUUCAUCCGUCUGUGAGUUUUUCCUCUUGAGCCUGUUCGGUUAUAGACUGUGGGAAACGUUGGAUGUAUGAAAACAAGCUCAGAUCAGCACAUUUCUUUCACAUCCUCUGCUAACUGGCCUCAAUAAUGGAGGAAACCGCAAACUCCGUUGCAAGGCCUUGCAGAAAGCGCAGGGUUAAAAGAAAAGUCAGGCUUAAUAAAUUGUCUCACGCACAUUUAGCAGGGUUUAUAGUCUCUUCCCCCGUGGAGCCUUGCCUGAAUUGCAUUACACAGAUGUUGCUGAUUUUGGACUUUAUGGGGAGAAAAAGAGGGGGAUGGGGGCUUGUAGCCUGCCAGCAUUUCCUCUGCCUGAGUUCCACUGAGCGUGCCAAAGACGAGGAGGAGGGAGGAAAGGCCAUUCGAGGCGUGGCUGUACUGUCAUCGUGACCUACAUUAGCGUACCCCUACUUCUUUCUCCCCCCUCAAAGUUUGUCUUCCUGUGGGACUUUCCUUCGUUUUCCCCACUGUACUUCCAGUCUCCCCCAGUUGUGAAGUUUUUGAGAGUCAUUCCUGGCCUCGGAUUGUGUCCGUCAGUGCCUUUCAAGGCUGAAUCUGUGCCUUAAUAGUGCAGACCAUCACCACUGUGUUGGAAAUGUACUUAUUUUCACUGACUUCAUAGUAGACUUUGUGCAGUUUGAGCAAAAAAUGCUUUUCUUUGUUCACGUGGCCUUCAGUAUUUUAAAGCUGAGUCUUUUUUGUAUUUCAUGUCAAUAUGAAUGUGUUUGUGCUUUUUUUUUGUAGUGCCAAAUGAAAAACUCUCCCUUAAUUUGAUGUUUUAUUUGAUUUUUGAUUUGCAUUGUUUUGUAUUAACAAUCGAGUAAAUCAUGCAGGGCAUGUAUUGCUUUUGUUCACAGAUAUUAUCUGGUAUAUAGCUUGCUCACAAUAAAAUGGAGUAUAAAGAUGUAAGUAUCUCUUUAAUUUUUAACUUCCUCUGCUGAUUGUGCACUUCCUUCAUUUUGGUUUGAGAACAGUAACCUUAUAGCUUCCAUUUUUUAAUCUAAGCAUAUCAGUUACGUUAUGGUAGUGUUGCGUAAAUGUUAUUUUCCUGCUAUUGUGCUGAAGGUGCCAG